AUGAAUUCUCUGCUCCGAAACGCCGCCGCCAUUGGCCGGCGCUCUUUGUGCACGGGUGUUGCCUGCUCGCGCCCUUCUAAUUACAAUCUAGUAAAAAUGAAUGGAGGGUGCAGCGUAGAAGGUGUACUUUCCACCGCCGGAGUCCAGCAUACACUGCACCAGCGGCAGCAGUGGCGGCACUUUUCGUCUGCGGAGAAACAAACAGAAGGCGCACGCUCGGUUCCUGCCUUUGAUAUUGAGGGGAAAAUUAAAGUUGAAAACCCCGUUGUUGAGCUAGACGGGGAUGAAAUGACCCGCAUUCUGUGGGCCUGGAUCAAAGAGAAGCUAAUCUUGCCUUACCUGGACGUUAAUUUGAAAUACUUUGACCUAUCGUUGCCCAACCGCGACGCCACCGAUGACCAGAUCACACUUGACGCUGCAGAAGCAAUUAAGAAGUAUAAUGUAGGGAUCAAAUGCGCAACAAUUACACCCGAUGCUGCUAGGGUUAAGGAAUUCGGACUAAAACAAAUGUGGAAGAGCCCUAACGGGACCAUCAGGAACAUACUGGACGGCACAGUUUUCCGCGCGCCCAUUCUGAUCAGCAACGUGCCCAGGCUCGUGCCCGGCUGGCGAAAGCCAAUUGUUAUUGGGCGCCACGCGUAUGGCGACCAGUACAAGAGCAAGGCGUUGCUGUGCGACGGCCCGGGGCUGUUCGAGAUGGUCUUCACGCCUGCCGACAGCAGCAAGCCGCCCCAAAGAGAAACCGUCUUCAAGUUCGAAGGGCCAGGCCUCAUGCUCUCCAUGUACAACACUGUCCAAAGCAUAAGGGGCUUCGCUCUCAGCUCCUUCAACUUCGCUCUGUCCCAGGCAAGUCCAGGAGCCCUUAUGGCUAAGUCUUAA
Molecule: messenger RNA, 879 nt
Organism: Eimeria necatrix
Lineage: Eukaryota; Apicomplexa; Conoidasida; Eucoccidiorida; Eimeriidae
Product: Isocitrate dehydrogenase [NADP] , related
Exons: 2
Coding region: 1-879 (292 amino acids)
Biological process (GO): isocitrate metabolic process
Cellular component (GO): mitochondrion
Molecular function (GO): isocitrate dehydrogenase (NADP+) activity
Source: RefSeq, a predicted model, not a curated record